Molecule: messenger RNA, 1992 nt
Organism: Cercopithifilaria johnstoni
Lineage: Eukaryota; Metazoa; Nematoda; Chromadorea; Rhabditida; Onchocercidae
Source: the annotation of a GenBank genome assembly
AUGUACACUGAUAAGGAUGUGUUAUGUUAUGAGAAAUCCGAAAAUACGACUUCAAAUAGUUUGAUAGCUAAAGAUGAAGAAAAUUCAAAUAAAAGGAUUUUGCCCAAACGGAAAGCGAAAUCGAGAGGACGCAGGUAUUUUGAGGACCUAUUUGUUUCGAAUUCACCACCGAGCAAACGUAGUCGAUCAUCAAUGGUGUUACAGCAAGCUAAGCUGGUUCAAGCUUCUAGCUAUAGCGAGAACUUAAAUAUCUUUGGAUUUGAGAAUGAAGAUAUAGAUAGCGAGAAUGAUUCUGAAAAUGUGAAAUCAAAAGUGUUUCAUGCUCCACGAAUAUCAUGUCCUCUUCCAUUAACGAUAAUCGGAACACCAAAAGUUUGCGUAAAAAGGGUCCCGGUUGCUUCAAUUCGGAAACAGAAGAGAAGGACGUUUGAUAAUAUUGGACAAGGAAAUAGUUUUUCUUUGCGCAAAACGCUUACUGGGAUUAACUUCACUGAUGAUGAAGUUGGGAAAAAUAAAUGUGGAAAAGUUAAAGAAAAUGUGGACAAGCCCAUUAAACGGAUUGAUGGCUUGUAUCUAGAUGAAUAUAAAAAACCAUUGAUUAUACUAAAGCGAACGAAAAUUUUUGCCGAGGGCAGAAUUAUCAGCGAUGAGCAUAACUCCUCAGGAUGUGGAUCUGAAGAUGAUAGAACGUACUCAGAUACCGAAGCUAAUUCAAACUUUUGCUCUGAAGGAGAUCGAAAAAUAAAGCGUCAAAACAACUCAAUGUGCCAAAGCAGACGCUUAAUUAGAGAAAAAGAAUCGAACGAUAAAUAUACUGCAUAUGGUAUCAUUUCGAACGUUUGCCCAAGGACACAGAGAGUUGAAACUCUGGAAGCGGUUCUUCGUCGUUUACAUACAUUUGAGAUUCCGGAAAGGUUGCCAUGUAGGGAGGCGGAAUUCGAACGAAUAUGCUUAUUUAUAAAGGGAUGUAUUACGAAUAAUGCAAUCUCACAGGCAAUGUAUGUAAGCGGCGUACCAGGUACCGGCAAAACUGUAACUGUGCUGCAGGCUGUGCGUUACCUAAAAGCUUCAAAAAAUUUCUCUGCAUUUGAUUUUGUUACCGUUAAUGCGAUGGAAUUAUCAGAUCCAAAGCAAAUAUUUGUCAAAAUUUAUCAAGAUUUGUUCAAUUUUAAGAAGAAAAUCGCACCAAAAACAGCGCGAAAGAAAUUGAACGAUAUCUUUCAGUAUCGUGAUAAGAGACGAUUGCCAAUUAUUGUUUUAGUUGAUGAGCUGGACUUAUUAAACACUAAGAAGCAGGAAAUAAUUUACGAUAUAUUUAAUUGGUCAGCGAAUGAAGAAUCGCUUGUAAGUGUCAUAGCCAUUGCGAAUACGCUCGACCUUCCGGAGAGGCUUUUUUCGCAACGCAUUUCAAGUCGAUUGGGCGCAAACAGGCUUUGUUUCCAGCCAUAUGAUCAUGACGAAGUUUCACACAUCAUCCGAGAUCGUCUGCGUGGUUCAACUGCUGUUGAGGCGGAAGCUAUUGAAUUGGCAAGCCGGAAAGUGGCAGCUAUCUCUGGUGAUUUGCGAAAAGCUCUAGACAUCUUACGAAGCGCUACGGAGCUUGCGAUCAGUGCUAACCAGAAACAGCUUACAAUGAAAAAUGUGCAAGAGGCUAUUCGUCAAGCAUCUACAAGUAUUCGAGUUGAGUUGAUACGAGCUUUACCGCGUCAUUCUGUUCUACUUCUUCGUGCUGCCCUUGCUGAACAGCUGAGUUCAGGCUUGGAUGAAUUUCAGUUUCACAUUCUUUUUAAACAAUAUCGUUUGCAAUGCAAUGUUGCAAACAUUAAUCCUGUGUCGACAAGUGCUGCAUAUCGAAAUGCUAUGGAAAUGUGUAGUGAACGAUUGUUGGUAGCAGCGUCUGGAACCGGUAAUAUGUCUCGACGUUUCCGUCUUGGAAUGACAACACAUGACGUGCAGUUUGCUUUCAAACAAGUCAAUGAAGCAGUCCUUUAA